UUUGACACUUCUUUUUUUUUCUCCCAAAAGUUUCCAUUUUUUGUUGUCAUGGCUGCACCCACCAGGUCAGGAGGCUCAGAGCAAUGGCUUCUGGCCACUGUUGCCCUCAUAACAUUUGGGUUCUUGGCCUAUGCCAUUUACGACGCUGCCGUCGCCUCGGUGGCCGAGUUGUUUCAGAGGAUCGUCGUGGUUUCGCCACUGCUUUUGGUGGUUGCCGUUCACUGGCUGUCCAUCGGCGGUGGCAGCAGCGGCUGUGGCACUCAGGCGGCUGUGGGGUUUCCUUGGGGAGUUGGUUUGCUUCUGCUUCUCAUUCUGUUUCCUUGGAGUGCUGCUCUUCUUCUGCUUCUUCUUUACUUCUUUUUCCUCACUAACUGAUCAACUUCUUCGAUUCCGUGUACAUUUCUCGCGUCACGCGUCACCUUUCUCGUUCGGGUGAUUUUGUAUUGAACGUGGCUGCUACAAUACAAUGUGGUUGCUCUCUAAUAAUUGUUCUAUAUACCCCAAAUAACCGUUGGAUACAGAUUUGGAAUACCUCUUGUAAUUUCCCUUUCAACGGUGUAAAACUACCUAUUAGGGUGAUUUCUGUGCUUAGAAAUGAGGUGAAGUUUCUUGGGUAG
Molecule: messenger RNA, 617 nt
Organism: Momordica charantia (bitter melon)
Lineage: Eukaryota; Viridiplantae; Streptophyta; Magnoliopsida; Cucurbitales; Cucurbitaceae
Source: RefSeq, a predicted model, not a curated record